This is a messenger RNA of Notodromas monacha, 929 nucleotides long. Lineage: Eukaryota; Metazoa; Arthropoda; Ostracoda; Podocopida; Cyprididae. The record is from the annotation of a GenBank genome assembly.
GACUUGAAGAGUUUCGACUGUACAGUAUUUCCUUUGCAGAUGUGAAUGUACCGUUCACCGAAGCCUCGAGCAACGUGGUGUUGUUGACAAAAACAUCCAAGGAAAGUUUGAGACACGGGAACCUGACUAUGAAAUUGGUGCCGCCGGAUUUGCGUUCGGAAGUGGUCAAUGUUUUUCCGAAUCAUGCGGAAAAAGUGGCGGUCAUCACGUUCGCGUCAGUGAGGGCGGCUGAGGAUUUUCUGCAAAGAGAACCGAUUGUGGCGGGGAGCGUGGCGUUGAAGGGGUUCCUGUUGCUGAGAAACAGUCCUUUACUGGACUCUUUGGCCGAUGCCGGGCCACAGAGAUUCAGAGACAACGAUGAGUUGAGAUACUCGUUGCGUUCCGUCGAAACCCACGCACCCUGGGUGAGAAAAGUAUUCCUGGUGACGGCGGGUCAAAUCCCGCACUGGCUCAACUUGGACAACCCACGGAUCACGGUCGUCACGCACGAGGAAAUAUUCCCCAACAAGUCUCAUUUGCCGUCGUUCAGCAGUCCAGCGAUCGAAUCCCACCUUCACAGAAUACCUGGACUGAGUGACAAGUUCUUGUACCUCAAUGACGACGUCUUAUUUGGGAAGGAAGUGUGGCCCGAGGAUUUUUAUUCUGAUAUUCGGGGUCAGAAGGUUUACUUGAGUUGGGAUGUCCAGCUAUGCGACCCAGGGUGUCCUGAAGCGUGGAUUCACGACGGGGCCUGCGAUUUGGCCUGUAAUAUUUCCGUGUGUCAGUUCGACGGCGGGGAUUGCGACGUCAACGACGGUACUUUGCCCAACGGCGUUUCUCCGUCUCUGGUCGACCAUGACUGGAAUGGCUGGGGUGACGACGUCGACGGCCCUUAUUGCGCGCACUUGUGCUCCAACGCCUGGCUGGCUGACAAAUAUUGCGACCAGGUU